Molecule: messenger RNA, 1983 nt
Organism: Hevea brasiliensis (rubber tree)
Lineage: Eukaryota; Viridiplantae; Streptophyta; Magnoliopsida; Malpighiales; Euphorbiaceae
Exons: 2
Coding region: 648-1568 (306 amino acids)
Biological process (GO): DNA integration
Molecular function (GO): nucleic acid binding
Source: RefSeq, a predicted model, not a curated record
UAGCGGCUGUUCAAAUCAUAUGACAGGCACAAAAGCCUUGUUCAAAGAGUUUGAUGAAACAGAAAAGGUUUAGGUUCGGCUUGGGAAUGGAAAAGGAAUUCAAGUUGAAGGAAAAGGAACGGAGGCACUUAAAACUAGCAACGAUAGUGUAAAACUCUUGCAUAAUGUUCAAUUUGUACCUGAUUUGAGAUAUAAUUUAUUAAGUGUUGGUCAACUAAUGGCUGGAGGAUAUUCAGUUUUGUUUGAUGAUGGAGCAUGUGUUAUUAAAGAUAAAAAAUCAGGCCAAACAAUGGUCAAUGUUUACAUGACCAGAAAUAAGAUGUUUCCUCUUGAAGUCUCAAAUGUGAAAAGUUCCGCUUUGGUUGCUGUUGCUCAAAAUGACUCUGAAUUGUGACACUUGAGGUAUGGGCAUCUUAAUUUCAAGGGGCUGAAGUUGUUGGGUCAAAAAGGUAUGGUUAAUGGUCUGCCAAAAAUUUACUCUUUUAAUUUAUGUGAGGGUUGUAUUUAUGGGAAACAAACUAGAAGUUCAUUUCCUGUUAGAAAAACUUGGAGAGCUUCUGCUUGUCUUGAAUUAAUUCAUGCUGAUUUGUGUGGUCCAAUGAACACUGAAUCUUUUGGAGGAAGUCGUUAUUUCUUACUUUUUACAGAUGAUUUCAGUCGCAUGUUUUUUGAAAUACAAGCCAGAAACUUUUGAGAAUUUCAGAAAAUUCAAGGCGAUGGUAGAAAAGCAAAGUGGGCAGUGCAUCAAAGCUCUCCGUACAGACAGAGGUGGUGAAUUCUUGUCUAAGGAAUUUAACCACUUUUGUGAAGAAAAUGGAAUUUGCAGGGAACUAAUGGCUCCUUACACACUAGAGAAGAAUGGGGUAGCUGAGCGCAAGAAUCAUACCAUUGUUGAGAUGGCAAGAAGUUUACUUAAAGGCAAGGGACUUCCAAAUCAGCAUUGGGCUGAAGCAAUUGCCACUGUGGUGUAUUUGCUGAAUAUCUCUCCCACAAAGGUUGUAUUGAAUCAAACGCCAUAUGAAGCUUGGAAAGAAGGAAGCUGGAAUUGGUGUAGUAGCAAUGCUAAAAUUCAACAAGAUGCUUCACUAGAUGAGGUAGCAGAUCUCACACCAGCAAAUUCAACAAGUUCCUCUCCAUCAAAUUCAAAUAAUAGCAGGCCAGCAAGUUCACCAAGCUCAAGUUCAAAAGGCAGCAGCUCAUCUUCCUCAAAUGAGUUGUCCGAUGAGACACCUCCAAGGAAAUUCAGAUCCUUGAGAGAAAUUUAUGAAUCUUAUGCAUUUGCUUUGUUUGCUGCAGAUCCUACAACUUAUGAAGAAGUAAUAAAAAUGGAGGAAUGGCGAUAUGCAAUGAAGGAAGAACUGAUGGCAAUACAAAGAAAUGACACUUGGGAGCUGAUGAACUUGCCCAAUGGAAAAAAUGUUGUUGGCUUGAAGUGGAUAUUCAAAACAAAGUACAAUGCAGAUGGAAGUGUACAAAAGCAUAAGGCAAGCCUUGUGGCGAAGGGUUACAGCAGCAGGGUAUUGAUUUUGAAGAGACGUUUUCUCCGGUUGCUCGAUUUGAAAUGGUGAGAACACUUUUAGCCUUGGCAGCUCAGUUGAAAUGGCAAAUUUAUCAACUUAAUGUUAAGUCAGCAUUUUCAAACGGUGAGCUGGAAGAGGAGGUUUACGUUACUCAACCUGAAGGAUUUGUGAUAAAAGGUGAAGAAGAAAAGGUGUACAGGCUGAAGAAGGCACUUUACGGGUUAAAACAAGCACCACGUGCAUGGUACAUCAAGAUCAAUUCCUAUUUUCUGCAAAAUGGGUUUGAAAGGAGUGAAAGUGAGCCUACUCUCUACUUAAAAAGGCAAGGUAACAAUGAGUUUCUUAUUGUAUGUCUUUAUGUUGAUGACAUAAUUUAUAUGAGCUCAUCUCACUCCAUUGUAGCUGAAUUUAAAUCUAGUAUGAUGAAUAGAUUUGAGAUGACAGAUUUGGGUCUCUUGCAUUA